UCUUAUUCUAACCUCAAUAUUUUAACUGUCAAGUGGAAUGUGUACCCAUAUACAAUACAAUACAUAACAGUUAUAAAAUAGGACUAGAAUAAGUUGUUAAAUAAUUGUUGAUUGAGCAAACUCAACAACAAUGGGGUCUCGACAAAUCACAGAAAAAUCGCUGUCUAUGUUGCGGUCUUUACCGAGAAUAUCACUGCAAAAUAUUCGAGACAAUCCUAACUCAAAAUUAAAAAAUAAACGCGGCCGUGCUCAACAUGGGGGUGACAAACACGGCGCAGGAAACAAAGGCUCUGGUCAAAGACAGAAUUUUAUGAGACUUGGUUAUGAAACAGGAAAUAAUCCUUUUUACUUACGUAUACCGCAAGAGCAUUACUACAGGGGUCACCAUCUCCGAAGAGAAUAUCCACCUCUGACAUUGCACGAACUACAGAGAAUAAUUGAUAAAGAUUGUGUGGACACAUCCAAGCCAAUAGAUAUCGCUAGUUUAAUUAAGUCUGGAUUCUAUAAUUUCCAACCAGAUCUAAAGCAGUUCGGUAUUAAUCUCACUGAUGAAGGUGCAGACAUAUUUGCUGCUAAGAUAAAUAUUGAAGUACAAUGGGCAAGUGAACAAGUUAUUGCUGCUGUAGAAAGAAAUGGUGGAGUCAUUACAACUGCAUAUUAUGAUCCACACAGUUUGUUGUUGCUCAAAAAUCCUAAGAAGUUCUUUGAGUCAGGUCAAGCCAUCCCAAGAAGAAUGAUCCCACCCUCCGAUUUAAUUGAGUAUUACACUAGUGCUAAAUCAAGGGGGUAUCUAGCAGACCCAGAGGAAAUAUCAAAGGAAAGACUAAAACUUGCUCAGAAAUAUGGAUAUACUUUACCAGACAUAGAAAAGGACUCUGAUUAUAAAAUGAUGAGUGAAAGAAAGGACCCAAGACAAAUAUUCUAUGGCUUGGAACCUGGAUGGGUGGUAAACCUAAAGGAUGAAUGUAUUUUAAAACCUAAAGAUCAAGAACUGCUUUCUUUCUUUAACUCGUAAUAGGUGAAGAAUAAUUAUUAAAUAGUUUUAUGUAGAUCA
Messenger RNA from Trichoplusia ni (cabbage looper), 1054 nucleotides. It is a transcript of the gene mRpL15, whose product is annotated as 39S ribosomal protein L15, mitochondrial. NCBI's taxonomy places the organism in Eukaryota, Metazoa, Arthropoda, Insecta, Lepidoptera, Noctuidae. The transcript has 3 exons. The record is from RefSeq and is a predicted model, not a curated record. Gene Ontology annotation, cellular component: mitochondrial large ribosomal subunit. Bases 131 to 1015 code for a protein of 294 amino acids. Gene Ontology annotation, molecular function: structural constituent of ribosome. Gene Ontology annotation, biological process: translation.